UCUGCAUUGCAGCUUUAUAAGCAAUAUACCAUUAGUGGUGUUUUAGUUAAAAAUGUUAUCGACAGCUUGGAUAUUCACCGGAUGGACGGUGGUUGGAACGUCUGUUACUUUGUUCGGCUUUUUAUUUUUCUACGAUACAAAAACCCCUGGAAAUAUAACGAGCACAACAACCACAGCAGCGCCCGAAACAUCUACUAACUUGAUAGUUACGACUUUACCUACAAUUUUGAACACUACUGUUUUCGAAAGUACAAGCAGUAUAAGCACUACAAGCAAUACUUCAAUAUUUAGUUGCGGGAGACCACCAAUAGUUGGACGAAGUGCAGAGGCGUUAGAACCUGUUCUUGGACCUUUUCUGGUGGCAAUUUUAAAAGGAAGAAUAAUAGGUGGAAGCACAGCAUUGGAAGGUCAGUGGCCAUGGAUGUCUUACAUUUAUGAACGAGCAAAUGGGAUAAAGGAUGGUGGAGUAUGCGGGGGUACUUUGGUCAACGAAAGAUGGGUUGUUACUGCAGCGCAUUGCUUCGGGACCAUAUCGCCGGAUUUGUAUAGCGUUAUAUUCGGACGACAUAACACAAGUGUUGUAUCGGGAAAUGAAAUCCAACGAAGUAUUAUACAGAUAAUUGUCCAUGGCCAAUACAAUAGUUUGAACUUCAACAACGACAUAGCUUUGAUAAAGACAAACGAGUCAGUUACGUUUAGUGAAUAUGUAAGACCAGCUUGUAUUGUGGACAACAACACUCGAACGGACAACACGUUUGAACCGACGUUUGCUGGUUCUAUUUGCACAAUUCUUGGUUGGGGGUUGACUGCUUCACCAAGAGGGUCGCGUAGUGACGUACUGAUGCAACUGAACGUGGUCGUCACCCCCCGUAUUUUAUGCGAGGAACAAACUCUUGUGCAUUCAACGUCUUACAACAAUCGUAUAGUAACGACAAGGGACCCGAAGUUUUGUGCUGGAGGGAUAGCUGGAGAGGAUUCAUGUAAUGGUGACAGUGGCGGACCUUUGCUGUGUCUACACCCCGAUGGCUCGUAUUACUUACAUGGUAUAACUUCAUACGGAACUACUAUAUGUGGGCAAGCACAAAAACCAGGAAUAUACACAAAGGUGGAAAAUUUUACAAGUUGGAUCGAGAUGAACACAAGAGUAUAAAUAAUAGACUUAUAAAAACACUUGCAGUUUUGUGUUUCGAAGAUAUUCUAUCCGGUUUCAGUCUGUGUUUUUAAAUACAAACAUACACUUUAACCGAAACAUAGUAUUUAAGGUGCAAUAAAAUUCCAGUUCUUAA
This is a messenger RNA of Ciona intestinalis (vase tunicate), 1286 nucleotides long. Lineage: Eukaryota; Metazoa; Chordata; Ascidiacea; Phlebobranchia; Cionidae. The record is from RefSeq and is a predicted model, not a curated record.